GAGUGUUUUUCGUUGUACAUGAUCAGAACUUAACGAAAGUCGAAUAAGAAAUCAUGAAGCCAAACUGAGGAGGGCGACAAUAAGCCAUGGUUCAGUCUGAUGUGCCAAAAAAACCAAACCACAGAAGAAGACGCAGUAUUUACGACUUUGUUUUGUUUCUAGCAGAGACCUCGAGUCUCCGGCGUUUCUUCUUAAAGCUCCCCAGAGGCUGUCGGAGGAGAAGCGGGCACACACAUGGGGAAGUCGCGGGAUUUGAGUGAGUUUGAGCGGGGUAUGAUCGUGGGGGCCCGCAGCGCCGGCUGCAGCAUCUCGGAGACCGUGAAGCGGCUCGGCUUCUCCAAGACCGCCGUGUCCCGGGUUUACCGGGAAUGGUGCGAAAAGCGGAAAACCUCCAGCCACCGGGGGUCCUGCGGGAGGAAACGCCUCGUCGACGAGAGCGGCGAGAGGAGGAUGGAGAGGGUGGUGGAGGCGAACAUCCAGGCGACGAGUGAAGAGAUCCAGGCUUUGUACAACAGCAGCGCCCCGGAGAAGACCAUCUCGCUCGCCACCACCCGCCGGACCCUGAAGCGGCUCGGGUACAGCCGCAAGACGCAGCGGCGGGACUCGCUCAUCGUGGCCGGUCUGGAGGCUCUGGCCGUGUACGCGUCCUGUCCACAGCUGGAGACCGAUAAGAACUUGGUGUGCAGGCUCCAGGGUGACCCGGACCUAAAGACCCAGUCCUCCACAGGUGUUGUGUCCAGGGACCAGGAUGACCCACAUUCAAAGACCCAGUCCUCCACAGAUACGUUCAGGGACCAGGGUGACCCGGACCCAAAGACCCAGUCCUCCACAGAUACGUUCAGGGACCAGGGUGACCCGGAC
This is a messenger RNA of Paralichthys olivaceus (Japanese flounder), 861 nucleotides long. RefSeq lists its product as uncharacterized. The record is from RefSeq and is a predicted model, not a curated record. Lineage: Eukaryota; Metazoa; Chordata; Actinopteri; Pleuronectiformes; Paralichthyidae.